AUGCUGAAGGUUACCGAACACCUCCACACAAUGAAGACCUCCUCAGGCCAUGUUCAAGAAACAUUCACAGGAACUAACACCCAAAUGCAGACGCUCCAACAAGACGCCCAAGAGGAGCUACCGUACAAAGAGUUGACAAUCACUAACCAGGUUAUUACCGACAUCGACAAGGACACCGUGCUCAUGCUUGACAUGUUCGACAUGAUGCAGGAAAACAUCACAACAGCCAUCAAAAUAUGCAAUAAGAUCAUCCAAGACCAUCCAACACCAUCACGAACGCAGGAUCAACCACUUCUACAACAACAACCGUUUUUGCAUGCGCUUCUGUAA
Lactuca saligna is the source of this 330-nucleotide messenger RNA. The record is from the annotation of a GenBank genome assembly. NCBI's taxonomy places the organism in Eukaryota, Viridiplantae, Streptophyta, Magnoliopsida, Asterales, Asteraceae.